This is a messenger RNA of Hypoxylon trugodes, 515 nucleotides long. RefSeq lists its product as uncharacterized. NCBI's taxonomy places the organism in Eukaryota, Fungi, Ascomycota, Sordariomycetes, Xylariales, Hypoxylaceae. The transcript has 3 exons. The coding region runs from base 186 to 392 and encodes 68 amino acids. The record is from RefSeq and is a predicted model, not a curated record.
AAUUGUCACCAUGACGACUUUGACACAUUUAUAUAAUGAUUAUAUCAAGAAUAUGAAUCCAUGGCCCUGAAUAUUCAUAAUCAUAACGUUGUUCUCUUGCGACCUACAACUUGUGCAGAUUGCUAGACCAAAUUGAAUCCAUAUCGUUUAACCUAGAUCUUCGACAGAAACAAGUCAAAGUCAAGAUGUCUUCAGGUACCCAAGACGCGAAGCAGAAAUUCAUGAGCAGUGUCGAACAGACUAGGGCCCCUGUUGAUGAUAAAACGAAGCAGGCUGGCCAACCGGCUUCAGGAGGCGACAACCCCAAAGCUGGAGGAUCCUCUUUAAGGUCAAUCGCAAAGGGCGAUACGAAUUCGUCUAACUACGACCCAGCUAAAGGUCCAUCCACCUGAGCUCGUUAGAAAUCGAGCUUAUCUUGUCUUACCUAAUGCUGCUUAGAUAUUAUGUAAUCUCAGGGGCUUUACGAUGACAUAAGCAUAUAUAUCUUACAUAAUCGCAAGCUGUAUAUGAUGGGA